Octopus bimaculoides (California two-spot octopus) is the source of this 5171-nucleotide messenger RNA. RefSeq lists its product as uncharacterized. The record is from RefSeq and is a predicted model, not a curated record. Gene Ontology annotation, molecular function: glycine:sodium symporter activity. Lineage: Eukaryota; Metazoa; Mollusca; Cephalopoda; Octopoda; Octopodidae. Gene Ontology annotation, cellular component: plasma membrane. Gene Ontology annotation, biological process: nitrogen compound transport; sodium ion transmembrane transport; amino acid transport.
UUUAUCAUUAUAUUUCAGAUUGCAAAACUGAAAAAUAUCACCUGCCAAAUUGUUCGGACAUCAUGAACAACACAAAAGAACAGGAAUUGAACUUGGCAAAUAUUUCCGUCUCAACUAACUGUAUGUGGAAUGCAUCUUUCUCAUUGUUUGCUGAAGGUUCCUCAUCAGGAAGCUUGGAAGCCAAUGUCACGUUCAAGACUCCCAGUGAGGAGUAUUUUUAUAUAUGGGUUUUAAAUACAAGUAAAAGUAUAGGCCAACUUGGUACCAUUCGCUGGCAGUUGGCUUUGUGUCUCCUUCUUUGCUGGGUAAUUGUCUUUUUAUGUGUCUUCAAAGGAAUUAAAUCUUCUGGGAAGGUUGUGUACCUAAUUGUGAUAUUUCCCUAUAUCAUUAUGUUUGUACUGUUGAUACGAGGAAUAACAGUAGAUGGCCAUCUUGAAGGAAUAAAAUUUUACCUCACACCAAAAUGGGAGAAGUUGAAAAAAGUCCACGUCUGGGGCGAUGCAGCAGCACAGGUGUUUUUCUCCCUUUCACUGUGCUGGGGAGGACUGUCAACACUUUCCAGUUACAACAAAUUUCAUAAUAACAUAUACAGAGAUGCCAUUUUUGUAUGUUUAGGAGAUUCAUUAAUGAGUCUCUUGGCUGGUUUCUCAGUUUUUGCUGUGAUGGGAGUUCUAGGUAAAGAACUUAACACCACUGUUGAAAACGUUGUUGAAUCUGAUGUUGGACUUGCAUUCACAGCUUAUCCUGCUGCCCUUACAUACCUUCCAGCAGCCCCACUGUGGGCAAUCCUUUUCUUCCUGAUGCUUGUAAUGAUGGGUUUAAGCACAGAAAUUACCGUUGUCGAGACUGUUGUCACUGCUAUUAUUGAUGAAAAAAUUGAAGUUUUGCGCAAAAAGAGAGUGACAGUGUUAUUUAUUGUUUGUAUGUUACUUUACUUCAUGGGUUUACCUAUGACAACAGAGGGAGGACUUUAUAUUUUACAACUGAUGGACGAGUGUACAGGAUUCCCUGUGAUGAUUAUAGGUAUCUGUAUGUGUGUAGCAAUUGCAUGGGUUUACGGAGUAAAACGGUUUUGUGCAAAUAUCACACAUAUGAUUCAACACAAAGUCAGCUGGUUUUGGCGAAUAUUGUGGAUGGGUGUUUCCCCUACCAUACUUCUGUUUGUGCUCAUCUUCUCUGUAGUAGAUUACAAACCCCUAGCUGAAAAAUUCGUGUCAUCAGCCUAUCCAUACUGGUCAGAUAUAGCAGCAUUUUUUAUCAUGUCAGUUCCUGUAAUUUCAAUCCCAUUCUGUAUAAUUACCAAAUUAAUUUAUGCUGAAGGAACAUUCAAAGAGAGAAUACGGUUCCUUUGUGAAUCUGAAGCUGAUUGGGGACCCGCACUUGAGAAACAUUGGGAACACAUAGAAUAUGUGCCAACAGUAUUCACUUGCUCAGGAUCUUUUAGUGGAUUUGGGGUGGAGAAAUUACCGAUCUCUUCGGUGUCAGGUGCACGGACUUACAAAACACAACUAGAACUGCACUCCAUCAAGCAUCAUGGCCGGCACAAGCAGGUUAUGAGGAAUGCAGAUAAAGAACCUUCCAGACAACUCCAUCUAGACAUUCGAUCUGAAUCAAUGGACUUUCUACAGCCUCAAGUUUGGAAUCCCAAAGACACUAAAGAUCAUGUUGAAUUCACUACCUCUGGUAUUCGGGUCCCAAGUUUGUCUGAAACAACAAGUUUGAUAUCCUUGUCACCAAAAUUAGCUCGUAAUCGCAAGCAAUUAGAUAUGCGCCAAAGAGCAAUACUAAACCAUGCAUACAGCAAUCCUCAAUGCAAUUCUUCUGCUGGUUCCACAGAGAGAUUAACUCGUCCAUUACUUUAUGAGCACUCUGAUGAUGAAAUAAUUAUUGUACCAAGGAAUCAGAUCAAAGUACAGAUGCAUGAUGUUGCAACUCAGACAGAUUCAAGAAAUGCUGAUUUAAAUAAUGCAAAUGGUGCUUCCUGGCAAAAUGUCAGGAUGAGUCACAAUAGCAUAUUUAGUCAAAGCAGCACCAUAAGUUUGGACAGAACAAGCUUGCAUAGUGAACAUAGUGUUAGUGAUUACCGAGGAUCAAUGGAAAAAGUUAAAAUGGCUGACAGCCGAGAAGAACUGCGUAAAAGUAAGACAUUAGAAAAUAAAAUGCCAAAAUGUAGAUUCAGUAAAGAACUUGCACUUGAUUAUGCAGAAAAUGAGGGGUCCUUACGUACUUACGAAGCUACCAAUGGCAUAUGUGAAGUACAAUUUGAAAAGUAUCCUGAAGUAAUGAAUUCAGCAGACAAAAAUAAACUGAACCAAAAAGCAGCUCCUGAUAUAGACAAUUUUAUCAACUCAGUCAAAUUGGACAGAAUAAAAAAUACAGAAGACAGUCAAUCCCUUCCACAACAAGACUAUUCAUUUCCUAAACUUGAACCAAAUAUUUUAGUGGAAAAAAAUGAUCAAAUUGUUCGGCAAAAAGAAUACAGAAAAGAUACAAGGGUAGCAAGUUCUCCUGUGAGUCCAACCGGAGCAAAGAAUGUUGAAAAUGUUGAAUUAAAGAAAGUUACAUUGUUAAAAAAAGACAAACUGAAUGUCAAAAUUGAUAGCGAUCCUCAGAAAUGUGCAGAUGAACGAAUGUUACAGAAAGAAGAAAAUAUCCCAGACAAGCUAUACAAGAUACCAAAUAAAGCCCUGAAAUCAAGUAUUAAAAGGAAAGCAGUUCCUGUUCCACAAAGUUUGGAGAAAGUAAGUAAGUCAAGCAAAGAUAAAAUCAAGCCUACAUUAGGUAAAGCAUCUUCAGAUGGACUUCGAGGAAAAAAUUUAUUUGAACACAAAAAUUCAAAUGAAAGCAAUAUAGAUGCACUUACUAAAAGCUCACCUGACAAUACUAAUUUGUUGGGUGAAAAUUUAUCCAACGGUAAUACAGGUCUAAAAAUUAAGAGUUUAUCUGGAAGCAAUGCAAAUAUUUUGGUAAUGAGGUCACCUGACAAUCCUGACAGUUCACUGAUGAAGACUACAAGCAUGCUGGUGAAAAAUUCUCCUGAGAACAAUCAAUGUAUUUUGAUUAAGAAUUCAUCAAAAAAUCCUACAAAUGUGUUAGUUAAGAAAUCACCAGAGAGCAAUACAUAUGUCUUGAUUAAGAAUUCACCUGAACAUAACACAAAUGUAUUUAGUAAAAACUCACCUGAACAUAAUGGAAGGGUGUCAGUGAAAAACUCACCUGAACAUAAUGCUAGUGUAUCAAUGAAAAACUCACCUGAGCAUAACGCAAGUGUAUCAAUGAAAAAUUCACCUGAGCAUAACGCAAGUGUAUCAAUGAAAAAUUCACCUGAGCAUAAUGCAAGUGUAUCAAUGAAAAAUUCACCUGAGCAUAAUGCAAGUGUAUCGAUGAAAAAUUCACCUGAGCAUAAUGCAAGUGUAUCGAUGAAAAAUUCACCUGAGCAUAAUGCAAGUGUAUCGAUGAAAAACUCACCUGAACAUAAUGCAAGUGCAUCGAUGAAAAACUCACCUGAACAUAAUGCAAGUGCAUCGAUGAAAAACUCACCUGAGCAUAAUGCAAGUGUAUCAAUGAAAAACUCACCUGAACAUCAUUCGGUCGUGUUAUUUCAAAAUUCACCAAAGCACAAUGUCAGUAUGUGUGACAAGGAACCAGAUCUUGAAGAAUUAAACCAAGAACAGAUUGGCAAUCAUACCAAAACAUAUCCUUCAGAUGAAGUUGGGUUUACUCAUUCCACAACACAGUCCAGUGAAACAUCAUUACCAAACACCGAAGACGGACCUGCUGUAUUGGAAAUUGAAGUAACACAAAUGACCAAGCUGUAAAUCAACACAACUGGUUUAAUUUCAAACUCUAUCUGAUGGUGUGUCAUAGGUACUGAGCAAAAUCUCACAGCUGUACACUUCAACAAAUGGUUUUGAUACCAGCAGCCUGAAGUCAUAGUGACCAAAAGAUAGUGGUGGGAAAAUGCUCUCUUGUAUUGUUACAAAUGAAUAGUAGGUUUCAAUAUGAUACAAGAGAAAUGUGUUAAACCACCGUUAGUUAAACCACUCAUAGUAUAGAUCUUUCCCAGAUGUUUUGUUAAUACCAACUCAAUACAAACUAAAAGUUUAAUUGUGCAAACUAAUUUUUAAAUGGUAUUUUAAUUGGUUACUAAUUAUAAUAUCAGUAAAAUCUAUUUUCUAAAACCUGAUGAAUGUCCAUGGAAAAUUAUACCAUGGUUAUGUAGUAAUCAGAUAUUUACACUAAUAAUCAUGAUGACCUAUGGCCAUUGUGAAAAAUAAACAAACAAUUGGUAAUAGUUUUAGUGGUGUUACAUGAUUCAGUUCAAUGGUGUUAUGUACAUAUAAUAAUAUCAAACUUUCAAAUGAAAGUUUUAUGAAAAUAUGUACAUUAGAGAAACAUUAUAAGCCACCCUAGAAUUAUUCCAAUAUCGAAUGUUAGUAAUUAUGCUCAAAUGAAUGUUAGCUACAACAUGAUUAGUACCUCUAUUGGGUUCUUCCAAAAUAAAAUCAACACCCCUGCAAACUCAAUUUGUCCAUUAAUUGAUUAAUAAUUCAGUUGAGUUAAUCAAACAUUAAAGCCAUUUUUAUAAGUGGAGGUAUAACGAAACAAAAAAAAAACAUACUUGUCUUUUUAUUGGUUAAAUCUAUUUUUUUACAAAUUGUAUAAAAUUAUUAGAGAUUUGUUCUGCAUUGGUGAUUAGAACCACAAAGAAGACUCCAGUUGUUUAAAUUAUCAAACUGAAAUUACAGUAGUAGUAAUAAUUCUACUAAGACUGCUUUAUUGCUGGAUAGAAAUAAAACUAUUAUCAUGAGAAAAGCAAUAUUAUGAUGUGUAAAACCACAAUGAACUGGGAAGAUAGGUUUUUGAUAAUCUAGAUUUUGAGAAAAUGAGAAGACAACGGUAUAAGUUAUAUAUAGCUGAGCAUAUAUUACUCUAGUUUGAAAUGUUUUUGUUUUUUUUUCUAUGGGAAAUAUAGAUGCUGUAAAUAGAAAACAUGAAAGAGAUUAUAAUCACUUUCAUUUAAUCUGGAUCUCAGCAUGACCAUGAACUUUCAUUUCUUCAUAACAAAAAAAUAUUCCAUCCAUCAAUUACUCUCAGUUUAACCUCCACUUUUAAGAUCUUUCAAAUAAAUGAUUUAAAGAAAAAAACAAUAAAAAAAACAAUAAAAAAAA